Molecule: messenger RNA, 1895 nt
Organism: Fukomys damarensis (Damara mole-rat)
Lineage: Eukaryota; Metazoa; Chordata; Mammalia; Rodentia; Bathyergidae
Gene: Slc25a30
Product: solute carrier family 25 member 30
Exons: 10
Coding region: 153-1028 (291 amino acids)
Biological process (GO): mitochondrial transport
Cellular component (GO): mitochondrial membrane
Source: RefSeq, a predicted model, not a curated record
GCCCCCGCCGCCGGCCGGUCUUUUCUCAGCCUCCGUGGCUUUCCUGUCAGGCCCCGGCUGCUUGCUCCAGGGUGGGAAGGUGGAGGGCCACUGCCGCAGGAGAAAACCCUGUUGAAGACAAUGCUUGUCUGAUUCUAAGGAGAAGUGACACAAUGUCAGCUCUCAACUGGAAGCCCUUUGUCUAUGGAGGGCUGGCCUCCAUCACAGCCGAAUGCGGCACAUUUCCAAUCGAUUUAACUAAGACACGGCUACAGAUUCAAGGCCAGAGGAAUGAUGCAAACUUUAGAGAAGUCAGGUAUCGAGGAAUGUUGCAUGCUUUAGUGAGGAUAGGCAGAGAAGAAGGGCUAAAGGCACUGUAUUCAGGGAUUUCCCCUGCAGUGCUACGCCAGGCUUCCUAUGGAACCAUCAAGAUCGGCACUUACCAAAGCUUAAAGCGAUUGUUCGUUGAAUGCCCUGAAGAUGAAACCCUACUGAUCAAUGUCAUAUGUGGGAUUCUCUCUGGAGUUAUAUCCUCAGCCAUUGCUAAUCCAACUGAUGUUUUGAAAAUACGAAUGCAAGCACAAAAUAGCACCGUUCAAGGAGGAAUGAUAGGCAACUUCAUUAACAUUUACCAGCAGGAAGGGUCAAGAGGACUCUGGAAGGGUGUGUCCCUUACAGCUCAGAGAGCUGCUAUUGUUGUUGGUGUGGAACUGCCAGUCUAUGACAUCACCAAGAAGCAUCUGAUUCUCUCAGGCCUGAUGGGAGACACUGUAUAUACCCACUUCCUCUCAAGCUUCACCUGUGGUCUAGUGGGAGCACUGGCCUCAAAUCCUGUUGAUGUUGUGAGAACCCGUAUGAUGAAUCAGAGAGUCCUUCGAGAUGGCAGAUGCUCUGGUUACACAGGCACCCUGGAUUGCUUGUUACAGACAUGGAAGAAUGAAGGUUUUUUGGCUCUGUAUAAAGGAUUUUGGCCAAAUUGGUUGAGGCUUGGUCCUUGGAAUAUCAUCUUUUUUGUGACAUAUGAACAGCUAAAGAAAUUGGACUUGUGAUGAGUCAAGGCUGCAUGAGACACCCCUCUGAAAAUGCUGUCUUCUGCAACAGUAGAGCUUUGGCAUUUCUCUCUGCUUCUCACUGCUUGGCUCAUCACCGAUUCUGAGAUGGGAGCAACAGAUGAAGAAUGGGAUUAGUUCAGACUGCUGCGUGUUGGUAUCAGACGCCUUUUCGUCAGUGUUUAUUGGCCUAAACUAACAUCUCAACACUAGUCCUUACCAUCAGAGUUCCCUUUGAUAUCCAACAUAAUAUAUGAAUGGUAUGUUUCUUACUAAAGAAAACCAGGAAUGGAUACUGUUUCCUUCAGGGAGAGUAGCUCCUGAUGCCUCCCAGUUUAGGGGGCAAAUGUCAGACUGCUCUAACAAGUUCAUAGAAAUUAUGUAAUGGAACCUCUAAGAGGGUGUACUGUUUCUGAACAGCUGGGAGCUUUCGCUUCCUGUGAGCUGAAGACUUGUUCGCGGAAACUUGGACUUUUUAAGCCUGGGUAUAGACAGUGCAGGGAAUAGAUCCUUUCACUGCUUUAUGAUUUCCUUUUUUUGUCAGGAUCUUUCACUUAUAAUAAGUGAUUUUUUAAGCCACUGAAGAUUUAACCUUUGUGAGGAAUUGUUAGUGUAUUAAUACAUAAGUUAAUGGGGGUGUGAUGUGUUGACUUCAAAGGUUACAGUAUAUUGGUGGGAGAUGUUUUCAAGCAGCUUGGCUUCUAUUUUAGGUAAUGUUAGUAAUGCUCUGAGUUUUAGUGAAGUUUGUCAUUUUUCGGUCUAUAAAAUAGGGAUAGUAACAUCUAUUAAGGUAGGGAUCAAAUAAAAAAAUAGUAGGCAGAGCUGGGCAUGGUGGUCCAUGCCUAUAAUUUUAAUACUGAGAGGCUA